AUGGAAAAAAGAAAUGAUAGUAAUACAAGUGAUAUAGAGAGUGAUAACGGUGAAGUAGAAGUACAUGAAAUUUAUAAUAAAAGUAAUUUUAUUAAUGGAAGAGGAGCAAGAUUAGUUCGUAUAUUAUCAGAAUUUGUUGGUGUUCAAGAUGCGCUAAGAGAUGAAGGUAUUUUUUUUACGGUGGUCGUUUUUGGAUCUUCUAGAUCUUUAAGUCAAGAAAAAUAUGAUUCGAAAAAAAGAAAAUUAGAAAGAAAAUUAGAAAAGUUUCAAGAGCAAAUAACAAAUAAUAUUGAUAUUGAUGAAGAAGAAUUAAGGGAAUGUGAAAAAUUAAAAAAAGAAUUAGAAAGAUUAGAAAAAUUAAAAUGGACAGGUGAAUAUUAUAAAAAGAUAUAUGAACUUUCUAAAAGAUUAACAAAUUAUUUUAAUACAGAAGAAGGACAAAAAACUGUUCAUAAUAUAUCAUCUCAGUUACCAAAGGUACAUAAUUUUUUACCUAAUGAAAAAGGAGAACAAAAUCCAAAUAAUUUUACUGUUGCUAUUUGUACUGGUGGUGGACCAGGAUUUAUGGAAGCAGCCAAUAAAGGAAGUAAAGAAGCUAAUGGAAGAUCAUUGGGAUUUAUGAUUUCAUUACCUUUUGAAAAGGGAGCUAAUCAAUAUGUUGAUCGAAAUUUAUCUUUUAAAUUUCAUUAUUUUUUUACCAGAAAAUUCUGGUUAAUUUAUUUAUCGUUAGCAUUUAUUGUAUUGCCAGGAGGAUUUGGUACGUUAGAUGAAUUAAUGGAAAUAUUAACUUUAAAACAAUGUAAGAAAUUUAAAAGAAAUGUACCUAUUGUAUUAAUAGGAAAAGAUUUCUGGUCAGACAUUUUGAAUUUUAAAAAAUUAGCUGAAUAUGGUCUUAUAUCUCAGGAUGAUUUAAAUGGUAUAUUUAUAACGGAUUGUAUUGAUGAAGCAUAUAAUCAUGUAAUUACCCAUUUAAAAAAACCUUGUUAUUUGGCUGAUGGUAAAUAA
This is a messenger RNA of Plasmodium adleri (nom. inval.), 1005 nucleotides long. Its product is annotated as lysine decarboxylase-like protein, putative. Gene Ontology annotation, cellular component: cytosol. Lineage: Eukaryota; Apicomplexa; Aconoidasida; Haemosporida; Plasmodiidae. The record is from RefSeq and is a predicted model, not a curated record. The transcript has a single exon. The coding region runs from base 1 to 1005 and encodes 334 amino acids.